Molecule: messenger RNA, 14134 nt
Organism: Podarcis lilfordi (Lilford's wall lizard)
Lineage: Eukaryota; Metazoa; Chordata; Lepidosauria; Squamata; Lacertidae
Source: the annotation of a GenBank genome assembly
AUGGUUCUACGACCGGAACCGCUCCGCCUUACUUCCGUUUCUUCUUCCGGGUUCGCCCCCUCCCGCCCGGUCUUCGAGUCCCCCGUUGCCGAGCAACGCGGGCACUUCCUUCCGGGCCGCGCGGUGCCUGACGGGAAGCAUGGAUUCGCACGAGCUCUUCCGAAAGCUCGGAGCCGGCGCCAAGUUCGACGUGAAGCGCUUCAGGAGAGACGCGGAGCGAUUCAAGGUAAGGGGGGGGGGCAAAAAGACAGCAGUCCUCCCCCUGCCUGGAAGCCCCAUCCCUGGCUUCACUUUCGUGGUUGGGCCUAGUUCCACGCUCCGUUCACCCCCAGGAGCCUUUGGUUCCGUUGUUAUUAUUAUUAUUAUUAUUAUUAUUUUAUUUUAGUCUUAUUCUCUCGUUCUCAUUUACGGACAGUUUAAUUUUCAUGCCCCUGACAAAAGUGGGCUGAGAGCUUUUGCCAGGAGUGGGGAACUUGCUUCCCAUGCAUUUUGCUUCUUGUCAACCUUCUGGGGGCCACAUGACAGUAGUGGGCAGGGCCAGAAGAAAAAAAUGGGUGGGGUAAAUGGAAGUAAAAUGCAACCAAGUAUAUGGUUAAACCCAGUGUUUUUUUCUUUAAAAAAUGUUUAGGGGUACUCUUAUUUUGACUCAAGAAAAUCACCAUUUUAUAGAUCAAAUCGGGGAAAAUAAAUACAGUAAAUGGACAAAAGUGCAAAGAUUCACAAAAUGUUUAGGGAUAUGCAUACCCCUGCGUCCCCCCAGAAAAAAGUAUUGGCUAAACCAGUUUCUACACAAGCCUGAACACCUCUCCCCCCACCCUCAAGCAACUGCCAUUUUCACAAUUCAGGGGCACGUCUCUGGCCAGCCAAAAACACUUAAGGAGACAGUAAAGUAGAGCUCAUGAAGGGUGGGGCCUGGGGAGUCUUCUGUAGGUCAGAUAGAGAGGCACAAAGGGGCAUUUUUGGUCUGUGGGCUUGAGUUGCCCCAUCUUGUCUUACUCCACAGUGGUCUUUAAGAUGCCACCAAGCGCUUUGAUUGUUUUUAUUCCAAGAGACGCACACAGCUAUGCCUUUGGAAGUAUUUUUUUAUCACGCUGCACAUCUUAUUCUUGCAAAGCAGUGGCGUAACGGAGCAGGGGUGAAGCACCAUUUAUUUUACGGCAGGGUGAAAUGAUGUGUUCUGCAUUCAAAAGUCCUCUGCAUGGCAAAUGAAGUUUUUUGAGCCCUGGCUGGCUUUUGUGACCAGGCAGGGUUCUUGGUACCUGGUUCUUCCUGGGGAAACAAGAACUCUAAACCACAGGGAUGUUGUGGAUCUGUUUGAUUUCAGGUGAUCAGAACUAAGGAUAAAGAAGCUGGAGCAUCGGAGAUUCUGGGAGAGCUUGACUUCUUUGCUAACCAAAGCAAAAAACCACCCAAUCCUUCCGAUGAUGGUGGAGGAGGAAAUUGUCUUCUUGAACCCCAAGCUGAAGCAUUGGAAUUACAACCUGAAAAUAAAGGAAAUGAACCCAGAUUGGUGGGCAAGGCAAGGGCUGCAGAGAAGAGAAAAGGAGAUGGGCAAAGCAUGGAAGGGAGGGGCAAAAAGAAAAAGGCUCAAGGUAAAUGAGUGGGCAGUUCUUUCUAAAAAUAAUACAUUCUUUUUUAUUCUUGUUAAAUCAAUGAGGCAUCCAGGAAGCAUGGGCAGUUGUCAAGUGAUACAAACUCAUUUGUACACAGUUGUGGCAGCAGAGUAACACUUUAGUAUGAUUAAACUCUGAAUUGCCUUCCACAUAUAUACUCCAAGCAAUUUUAGGGACAUUUUCUUAAAAAACAGCACAACAGAACAUAGGUAUAAUGAACAACGCUGGUCUUCUGGUGGCUUAUAAUGUUUUCUUGCUGGGUUCAGAAGCUGAUUGUAUAUUUUUCUUGGAUCCUGAUCUCCUGUUUUACUUCUACCUGUGAUGUACACAGGGCUUACCUGUACUGAGUUGUGCUUUUAUUGUAAUAGGUAGCUUGGAGGAGUCUGUGUGGUUGCUGACUUGUGUUGCACUAGCAGUAAUACUACUACUAAUAAUUUUUUUAUUUGUACCCCACUCAUCUGACUGCGUUGCCCCAGCCACUUUGGGUAAAAAGGCCACUUCCCCGAAACCAAACCUGCCUGUCAAUCAGCCGAUAGGGCAGGAGUGGGCAGGGUUCAAUCUUUCUUGAUGCUGCUUUGCCAAACUGCCCCCCCCCCAUGGGUCAACUUUGACAGGUGGGAGGGAACACCCACCUUCCAUUCACCUAAUUAUUAUUAUUUACAUUUUGAUUUUUCUGUGAACCACUUUGAACGCAGAUUUAUUUGGGUAAAAUGCGGCUUAUAAAUGACAAUGGCAAAUGGCAACAUCAUCACUACCUGUCAAAGUUGGCCUGUAGGGGUGGGUGUGGAUAAAAGAUCGGGCCCACUGGGCCAAAAAAAAGUUUCCCAUCUCUGUCUGAAGUGGUGAUUACACAGCAAUUUAGUUUUCAUCUUUUCGUUCUGGUUUAUAUACAUGGAUGUUCUUGAAACUUUCAGAGGCAGCCCCCAUAAAUCUUGGUACUGAAAAUGAGGGGAUAUUGUGGAUGUCCACUUUGGAAGCAAAGCUCAGCGCUCCAAGGAGCAAGGGGGAGAAGGAGCCCCCUGCAGCAAAACUGGAACAAGCUAGACAAGAAAAGGUGAGUUGGUUCUCUUUAGUGUGCUACCUGCAAGCAGUUUGGAAGUAGUAGCAAGUGAUAGCCAUGAAACGCUCUGGGGUGACCUUGGUCCAGUUGCCUUCUUUCUGUCAGUCUAACCUACCUCACAGGGUUGUUGUGAGAAUGAAACAGGGAGGAAAACAGGGUGUACCACCUUGAGUUCCUUGGAGGGGAUAGGUGGUGUGUGAAUGAAACCAAUUAAUUAAAAAUAAAGUCUGCUAAAAAAAUGGCAUGUGCUUUAAUCUCCAUCUUAAAUGAUUGAGGGUUGAAUUUGAAGGUUAGCACGAGUUAAGAGCAUGAUCAAGGGAUCCUGGCUAUCAUUUCAUCUCAGAACAUAUGAGAAGCAGGGAUUGAUUUCUACCAGGUGAGAUGUCACAUUUCUAAAAGGGUUCAAAAAAGUUUUGCCAAGUGAACUUCAAGUCUGCAUCCCCAGGAACCCUAAGAUUGCUGCAGUAAUAAGCUUGCAUUUUCAAAAGUUGUACUAGUUACUGGCAUUUUAUAAUUGCAGGACAUGUUUAGGUCCCCCCCCCCCCAAGCUGAAAGUUUACAUGUCAAAAAUUGUGUGCUUUAGUGCAGUAUUAAGACUGGCAACCAAAGCAAUAUGUAGAUGUGGGGUUUCUUUUUAAAUUUUAAAAAUAAUGACUUCCACUUUAAUGUAGCAUGUACAUCUUGGAAUUUUCUAGGUAAAUCACUUCAGAAAUAAGCACAAGAUCUACAUUCAGGGAACAGAUCUUCCGGAACCUAUUGCUACGUUUGAGCAACUUGCAAAGGAAUACAACGUCCACCAGAAGAUCAUGCAGAACAUUGAAGCUGCAGGGUUCCAGACUCCCACACCAAUUCAGAUGCAGGCUAUUCCUGUCAUGCUCCAUGUGCGUCCUGGUUUAAUCUUUCACUUUGAGGUGAAACGGUGAUGUAGUCUGUGACGUUCCUUAAGUUAUCCUUGUUUAACUUCUCCACCAGCAAAAUGGUGGGGGGACAGCGCCUAUUUUGCAGGCGUGUUAUGAACUCAGAUUGAAUUAUUACCCAAAGUCCUUUUUGGGCAUAUUCUAUACUAUCAAUGAAUGACAGGGAGAACUGAACAUUUCUGUGGUGCAUUUUUCACCCAUUGUGGCUUUCAGCGCUGUACCAGCUGCCUAACCCAGCCUUGGCUCAUUCCCUUUUCUCCUCCACCCCACCAGGGUCGUGAACUUCUGGCCUGUGCCCCCACUGGCUCAGGGAAAACAUUGGCUUUCGGCGUUCCUGUUUUAGCACACCUGAAACAACCUAUGAAUAAAGGUUUCAGAGCACUGAUAAUAUCCCCUACACGGGAGCUUGCCAAUCAGGUAUGACGAUGUUAUUAUAUUAUAUUGUAUUGUAUUUUUGCCCUAAAUUGGAUUUGAAGGUGCAUUUAAUGCUUGCUGUCAGGUUGUGAAAGCUAAACAGCGAAGUGCUUCACCCAUGUGGUACACUUGUCAUGUAAACUUUCCCAAAGGAAAAGUGGGCAGGAAGUAAGGUGUUGACUAAUAGGUGAGAACAGUGAGUUGCUUUAAAUGGUCAUAUACCUAUUUUCUAGCCCCUGACUACUCACUUUGCUUGGGGUUGGGGAGUGCCUUUUCCUUAUUUACAUUACACAUUUAUACGCCACUGUUUAGACAAAGAAAGGGCUCUCAGAGCAACUUUCAAAAACUCAGGCUCACAAUUUUAAAAGACACGUCAUCCAAGGAAAAAAGGAAUAGCAGGGAGGAGGAAAAAGCACGCUCAAGCAUAAAUUUGUAAAGUUGCAUCUGAUACCAGUGGUAGUUCUGACUUCCAGUAUAUUUGUCCAUCUAGCCCAGCAUUAUCUACUCUGAUUGCCAUCAGCCCAUUCUGGGUCUCUAGCAGAAGUCUUUCCCAUCAUCUGCUACGUGAUCUUGUUUUUUGAGUUGGAGAAGCUGGAUUGAACCUUGGAUCUGUGCUGAAAUAUGGGCCCUUCAGUCUGUCUUUGCUGUUUAUUGUUAUUAUUCUGCCCUUGAACAUAACUCUGAAUGUGUAGAUACUUGGCUUCUUUUUUUAAAAAAUGGCAUUUAUGUUCAUUUUUAAAAAUAAAUGAUUAUUCCUUUGUAUUUUAGACACACCGAGAGCUGCUUAAGCUGUCAGAAGGUAUCGGCUUCAGAAUACACAUGAUCCAUAAAGCUGCUGAGGCUGUGAAAAAGUUUGGGCCAAAGUCAUCUCAGAAAUUUGGUAACUUGGACAGAAACUGGAGUUCACAGAUUCCAAUCCACUCCCUCUUCCAUUGCCCUGCCUGGCUAAUUGUGUGUAUGUCCCCCAUCCCGUCCCUGCCCCCCCGCAGAUAUUCUGGUGACUACUCCGAACAGACUUGUCUAUCUUCUGAAACAAGACCCUCCAGCAAUAGAUUUGACCAGGUAAAAAAACAGAGCUCUCAUUUAAAAUAAGUUCCUUCAGUCUACCAGCAUGUUUGACACAUGCACUAAAAUUUCUGAGUCCAGCCUCUGGCACCACCCUGAGCUCCUUGGAGAAAAAGUGGACUGUAAAUGUAAGUUUAUAUACCUCACUUUAAUACUAGCCAGGGGUGAAACCACUUCAAGGAUUCAUUCUUAGCAAGGCCAUCUGGGAAAGGGUGUGCCCUGUGUCUGAUCCUACUGGCUGUGUAAGACUUGUUCAUCUUUCUCCCCUCUAAACUGCAAAUGUCCGCCUUCUGCUUUGCCGUAGGGUUGAGUGGCUGGUGGUGGACGAGUCGGACAAGUUAUUUGAAGAUGGGAAGACGGGCUUCCGAGACCAGCUUGCCACCAUCUUCCUGGCGUGCACCUCCCACAUUGUCAAGAGAGCCAUGUUCAGUGCAACCUUCGCCCACGACGUAGAGCAGUGGUGCAAACUCAACCUAGACAACAUAGUGUCUGUCUCUAUUGGAGCAAGGCAAGUGUGGAAGAUUGAGCGUUGCCCCUUUCUCUCUCAAUGUUCUCACAUUCCUGUUUCUAGCUAGAGAAGCUGGUUGAUUUUUGUCACACUUCCUUGAGCUUUGUGGAGCAUUUGAGUAUUUUUGCCUUAAAGCUGUCAUGAAGGAAGAGGACACUUGAAAAGUCCCUUUGGCUGCUGUCUUCCCCUUCUGGGACCUGAUUCAUUCCAUUUGGUUCCAUUCACUGUCAUUGCGUACUUUUUACAGUCUCUUGUGAUGCUGAAGAGGCAAGCGGUUUAUCCUGAAGAGUCUGCUUGCCUCUUCAGCACAUAGUGGAAACUUUAGGGACCUCUGACUUUUUGGUGUUGCCUUGCCAAGUUUUAGGGUUGGCCGGAAAGUGUGUUAAGGAGUACUGUGCAUUAACUGUGGAAUUAGGAAGGAGUACUUAAAGCUGUCUCUCAGCUCAUACUGCAAACCCCCCAGGUUGCAAAAAGUCCAGUGCUGUUCUUUACACAGGACUGGGUGGGUGAGAGAGGAGGAAGUGUGAAGAGUGCUUUCUUUCUUUCUUGGGGCUGCGUGGAUGGAGCAGAACUGCUCUAAAUAAGUCACCCGUGCUGAGGUUUCCCUCAUCCUGUGACAGCUUUAAGGAAAGGAAAGAACUGUCCAGUGAGCCCCAUCAAUCUGGGGGCCUUGGCUGCAAGCUAGUAUAAAGUGUUCUGUGUUUCCGAAGCUUUCUCAUCUGCAAAAAGCUUGCAGCGGGCUGGUGGGGAACUUGGGGCCUAAGCAUCAAAUGUGGCCCUCCAGGUCUCUGUCUAGCCCUCAGAGCUCUCCUUAGGCCACACCCCUUACCAGCCCUGCUUUGCACCAUCCUUCAGUGAUUUUGCCUGGCUGGGAAUGUGUCGUUGAACUGAUAGUACCUUUUGCUUGCCUGGAUAGAGGACAGAGAAGGGUUUGCAAGUGUGCGUGUGAAAACUAGCCUUCUGGAGGAAAAGUUGUUUUCUGGCCCUGCCCACCAUAUGGCCCUCAGCCCCACCUCUGGUUAACACCCAUUCUGUUGGUAGUUUUCUCACUCUGACAUUUCCUUUUGAAAUAACUUUAAUCCCAGUCCAUCUUCAAGCCUUGACAAUGCCUACCUGUUCUUUGAUUUCAGGAAUGCUGCGGCUGAGACAGUGGAUCAGGAGCUCUUGUUCGUUGGAUCGGAGACGGGGAAACUGCUAGCGAUGAGGGGCCUUGUGAAAAAGGUUGUUUCCCAGAGUAGUUUGGCGGCCAGUCCUCCUUCCUAGAAAACUAGGGAUUGCAGCUGUCCAAACGGAAUAGUGUUCUCCCAACAGCUCUCAGCGCUCUUAACAAGCUGCACUUCCCAGUUUGACUAACACCCAAUGCAAUCCAUUGGAACAAGUGGGGCUUCCAAUUAAACAUAGAUAGGGCUUCGUGGCAUGAGUUGUUUGGUGCCUGCUACCCCUGGGCUUGGGUCUCCUGACUUUUGUGAUCAGAUUUCCCCCAACUUUUGGCCCUCCAGAUGUUUCAGACUACAAAUCCCAUCAUCCCUCGCCAGCACAGGUAUGCAGGGAGAAAGAGAAUGAAGCAGCCCACCUGUGCACUGCUCAUAUGCCUAAGAUCCCCGGGGUUGAAUCACUGUUUACAUUCUGUGCUUUGAUUACAAACUCCCUGGCACAGAAAUACUUAGGCCAUUUUUGCUGGGUAUCUUUGUGAAGCUUGUGCUGGCAGAGGCCAAUUGGAGCCGUUGCCCGAAACAGCUGGCAGCCGCCAGGGUGGGGAAGGCUGAUCAUGGCUGACUAUCUCAAAAAUGCUACCAGGCCCUUUUCGCACGUGAUCAGCCACCAAGCUUUCUUUCCCCCCCUCCUUCCCUCUUUCUCUUUGCAGGGCUUCACACCACCUGUCUUGGUAUUUGUCCAGUCCAUUGAACGGGCAAAAGAGCUUUUCCAUGAGCUCAUUUAUGAAGGCAUCAACGUGGACGUCAUUCACGCAGACAGGACCCAACAGCAGGUAGGAGAAACGCUGCUGAACGCGGAAGGCAAGUCUGAGCCGCUAGAUUGUUCCUCCGUUUUCCUUGACAUGUUUAGAAGCAGGUGUCAGGGAAGGAACCCGCACCCAGGAACUGAUGCAGCUUGAGCAAUUCUGUGUUGCCAGCUUGGAGUUAUAGAAGCCGCAGUGUAAUUGUGGCUUUUGUGAAGCUGGAGGCAGGGAAAACCACUGAUACACGUUUCUGUUUCCCCUAGAGAGAUAGUGUCGUCCACAGUUUCAGAGCGGGGAAGAUUUGGGUCCUUAUCUGUACUGCUCUGUUGGCAAGAGGCAUCGACUUCAAAGGAGUGAACAUGGUUAUUAAUUUCGACUUCCCGAGUAGCGCUGUGGAAUACAUCCACCGGAUCGGUGAGUGUGGGCUGCGCAUUUCCAUCACACGGCUCUUGGUUAUUUCAGACUUCUGUCUACUCCCGCUAAAGGUUGGGAGGUCCUCCUUGUGGGCUUCCCAGAAGAGGCAUCUGGUUGGCCACUGUGAGAUCAGGUGUUGGAGCAGAUGGGCCUUUGGCCUGAUCCCACAGGGCUCACCUUAUGGGGAGAACAAUAGCACAAGCCAUACCUUGCACAGGUGGGGUCCGGACAAUCAGUCUUUGGUGUCUUGCAGUUAAAAACACACAGAUAGAUAGACAGACAGAUAGCUAGCUAGAUAGAUAGAUAGCUAGCUAGAUAUGAGAAGGGUAAGUUUGUUGUUUUCUCAGCUGGAGCGAUACUCUUGAAAGUGUGCAGGCAAUGCUUGCUGAAUCUUGGGCCCCUGAGUGACACCUAAAGGGUUCUCAGUCAUGUUGGCUGGAGCUGCUGGGAGUUGAACCCCCUUUAUAAUGUUUAUUCUAUGCUGGCAUGUGCUCAAAAGGUAGAUUUGCUUAUAUGUUCCUUUCCUCCUCCUCCACAGGCCGCACAGGAAGAGCAGGGCACACUGGAAAAGCAAUCACCUUCUUCACUGAAGACGACAAGCCGUUAUUGCGAAGGUACCUCCCUUGCUCACUGCUACUGCUGCUGUGACUUUUUGCCACUUGCUUGUUUCCGUUGCAAUUUUGGUCCCUGUUUGGCAACUCGUUUUCUUUUGCUUUUUUAAUAGUAAGGGCUGAAGAGCCUGUGGCAUUGACUGGUUCUGCCUGCUCCUUCCCUGGUGAAGGGCUCUUCCCCCAUUGUGAGCAGUUACAGUUGCUUUGGGUGAAGCUCUUUAGCAGCUCUCCCCUCCUACUCUUGACUUGGAAAGAGGAUAAUCUUGUAGCAAAACUCAUAAUAAAUGGCAGGGCCCCCCCUCUGCCAAAGCCUCUUUUCAUCUUUGAACAGUGGGGGUGGUCAAGUGCCCUUUUCCUGUGCCUUUGAACCCAAGAGGGACUUAGGAAGCUGCCUCUUACUGAUUCAAACCAUUGCUCUGCCUAGCUUAAUAGUAUCUACACUGAUUGGCAGGGGCUCCAGUUUCAGACAAGAGGUCUUUCCCAGCCCUUCUUGGAGAUGCCAGGAUUGAACCUGGGACCCUCUGUAUGAAAGCCACUGAGCCCUGACCCUUCCCUUAUAGUUGAUGUAUUUACAUAGUGGGGGGCUGACACUGGGGAUAUUUGGAGGCCCAGUAACCUUUUGCAAAUAUCAACUUUUGCCAGAUCAAGUUUUUGUACAGUGGUGCUCUUGCUCCUCUGACUGAAACUUUCUGAAGUUGGCAGCGAAUUAUUGACUCUCUCCUCUCUCCCUGCACCCCUGCCAUCCCUCAUUUUCUUUCCUUACAGUAUUGCCAGUGUCAUUCAGCGAGCUGGCUGUCCUGUGCCAGACUACAUAAAACAUUUUCGCAAGCUUCAAAGGUAAGUGAGCAUUUUGAUCGAGCCAAAUAGGAGAACGAUGGUGGAAGAGUGCCAGGAGUAGUUCUGUUUCCCCUCUCUUCCAGUCCACACCCUGCCCCCUCAUUUAUUUAUUUUUUGCUUGAAAACCACACCUGUUGGGCUCUGGUCAGUUGUGGCUGCUCUGGUCCUAGUGAUCUUGGACGGCUGGUCCAGGGACAUGGUACUUUGGCUCUUGGCUGUGAACUGCAUGCAUAGUGAAGCCUUUGGCCUGAGGUGACAUGCUUAUUCUCUCACUUGUUCUCUCUCACACACACACAUCAGGAGGAAAUGCAGUAGGAGGUUGAGCAGUUUGGUGGGCGGAGGGGAGCAUGAGUGUGAUGGUCAGAGUGGAAUGAGGGAAGGUAGAAGCGUUUGGUAGUGGUUGAGAAUUAGGCAGCGGGAGUGGCUUUGAGCCCUCCAGGCAGGGGCAAUACAGAAGGGUGGCAAGGACCUUAAGCUGCCUGCCUGUGCUCUGUGUGAACCACCUUCAGCUGCUUGAACGCCUUUACUUUCCCCCUCUCCCCUUGCCCCAAUGUCAUUUGCAGCAAGCAAAAGAAAAAGCUGAUUAAGAAGCCUUUGGAAAGGGAACACAUUCUUACAUCUCCCCAGUUCUUACGCCGGAAAGCCAAGAGAAAAAAGUAAGCUGAAUUUUAUUUGUUAAAAGCUUUUUGAAGGGAGCGGGGAGAGGUGUAAUUUCACUUAACCAGUUCUGCAGGACAGAGGAAAAGAGUGUGAGAAAUGUUAUUACCAGUUCUAUUUAUCCAGGUAAACGAAGUAGAAGCAGACCAUUUGAGCAUCUGUUCCCCUCAGAGCUACAAUGCCCAAAGUUCCCUGGGAAGAGAGAUUAGUGGUUAAACCACUCUGAGAAUUGUAGCUUAUUUAUUGGGUAUAUGAAGGAAGUUCUAGCACCCUUAACAAACUACAGUUCCCAGGAUUCUUUGGGGGAAGCCAUGACUGUUGAAAGUGUUAUCCUAAUGUUUUAAAUGCAUUGUGUACAUGGGGCCUUAAUACCUAGUGGGACCCAUCUACUUCAGUAUUCCCCACACAACCGCUCCCCAACCUGGUGCCCUCCAAGUGUUUAGAACUACCACUGCUAUCAGCCACUGCUACAUGCCUGUCAAAGUAAUACAACAUUUCUGUGUUGAAGAGUUUGCAAUCAAGGGACAGAAUUUCAACAGUGAUUUGUCCCUAUGGAUUUUUUAAUGAAUGAGCAGAGCAUGGAUGGGCUGUUUUAUCCUCCUAGUUCAGCUCAGGAUAUUUUCUCCUUAACAUCUGUGCACAACUGGCUUGAAGCCACCAACCUGCCGGGCAUCUCAAUGAAUGGCAGCCAUCCAGCUGCUCAUAGAGAGGGGAUCUGUGUUUGACCUUGAGAGGAGAGCCCUUCAGAUUUCUUGGAGGUGGGGAGGCAUCUGGGCUCCGUUCUGACAGUGAGGAUGCUCACGUAUACUCAAACUGCUGUUGAUUAUGGCUUAAUUUCAGGGUUAAUGCACAAGCCAAGAGUCUCUCAAACAUCUUAACCCAUGUCUCUCUUAUGUACUGUCCACCUGUCCUUUACUCAAUGUGAUCUUACGUUGACUGGAUUGGAGAUGGUGGUGUGAGUUUUUUACCCUGAAAUUUGAUUCUGCUCCUAAGUUAGCUGGAGAGAACAUGGCCUUCUGGUGUUCAAAAGGGAUUCAGGCUUAAAAACAGCACUUCCAAGAUCUGGCUCCCACACAGUCUCCUGCUGUUCUUUUUCCCUCUACCAGGGAGAAAGAGACUUUGUAAAGCUGAUUCUUGCAAGCUGCACAUCAGUGACCAAGAGCAGUUACCAACAUUUGUUGUUGUUGCAUAAGAAGGGUGUUUCAGUAACAUUCAGUGGAAUGUAGAAUUGGGAAGAAAACAGAGAGAGGAGGAUGUGUCUUCGGAUCUGAGCUUCAGUGGGAGAGAAGGUAGAACCAUCUUGGGGAGGAACCAUAUUUCAGCAGCAUCUCCAGUUAACAGGAUCAGGUUGCAGGAGACAGAAAGACAUUCCAUCCUGAGACUCUGGAGGGCCACUGCCAGCCAGAGUAGACAAUUCUGGAAGGCAGCUUCAUACAUUCCUAUGUAGCUCAGUGGUAGAGCAUCUGCUUUGCAUGCAGAAGGUGCCAGGUUCAAUCACUGGCAUCUCCAGGUAGGACUGGGAAUGUCCCCUUGUCUGAAAGCCUGGAGAGCAUCUGCCAGUUCUACCAAAUCUCAUCCACACAGUUCUGCCCUCUGAACAUUUGGCCAACACAGGAACCAAAUGGAGCCCAGAAAGUGCCCUUUUCUUGGCAUGUGAACCCUUCAUUCAAGUUAGUGCUUUUCACAUACCGUAUUUUUCGCCAUAUAGGACACACUGUUUCCCCUCCAAAAAUGAAGGGGAAAUGUACAUGCGUCCUAUGGGGCAAAUGCAGGCUCCUUGGCUUCAGCGAUAGCAACACGAAGCCUCCGAAGCCUGCGCUCCGGAGGCUUCGCGUUGCUUUCACUGAAGCCAGGAGAGUCUGCUCUUUGAGGCUGGCGGUGGGGGAAAGCAGCGCUUCCCCCCACCGCCAGCCUCACAAGCGGGUCGAAAAGCCUGCAGGAGCCGUGCUGCCUUUAAAGAGCGCGCCACUCUUGGGGGCUUUUCCCCAAGGAGGGAGAAAGGACUGACUGGCCGAGUCAGUCCCUUCUCCAUCCUGUGGGCUUUGGCGGGAGAUGGGGGAAUCCCCCCAUCUCCCGCAAAAGCAGGCAAAAGCCGCGCACUCUUUAAAGGCUGCGCGGCUUCUGCGGGCUUUUCUACGAGGUGGGGGAAUUCCCUUAAAGAGCGCGCCGCUCUUGGGGGCUUUUCCCCAAGGAGGGAGAAGGGACUGACUGGCCAUUUCAGUCCCUUCUCCCUCCUGGUCGAAAAGCCCGCAGGAGUUGCGCGCGGAAUUCCGCCACCCCCCGCAAAAGCAGGGAGAAGGUCUUGGAGUAGCGCACAGGUUGUGCAACCUGUCCGCUGCUCCCAGAGCUGCAGGGGUGGGGGGAAUUUUUUUCCUUGAUUUCCCCCCCUGAAAACUAGGUGCGCCCUAUGGGCCGGUGCUCCCUACAGUGGUGCCUCGCAAGACGAAAUUAAUUCGUUCCGCGAGUUUUGUCGUCUUGCAAUUUUUUUCGUCUUGCGAAGCACGGUGUCGGGAAAGUUUUGGAAAAGCUUCAAAAAUCACCAAAGUCUUUAAAACCUCAAAAAAGGCUACCACACCGCGUUCUAUGAGUUGCUCCUCAAAGUCAAGUCGCAACUGUAUUAACGGUGUUAAGAAAAAGGAAACAAACUUGCAAGACGUUUCCGUCUUGUGAAGCAAGCCCAUAGGGGAAAUCGUCUUGCGAAGCAGCUCAAAAAACAAAAAACCCUUUCGUCUAGCGAGUUUUUUGUCUUGCUAGGCAUUCGUCUUGCGAGGUACCACUGUAUAGGGCGGAAAAUAUGGUAAAUCCUCAAGUCUGACUGCUUUUAACAUUCACACCUUUCUACUUAGCUUUUAAAAAACCCAAAACCCUUUAAAUAGGUUUUCUCAUGCCAGCUUUUUUGUUUAUUAGCAGCUAGGCACAGUGCUUCAGUUCUCUGUAGCUCAUAUUUAUAUGCGUUACAUAAGCACCUGCUCUGUAUUAAACUCUGCCAGAAGUGAAAUAUUGAACAUAAGAAAUUACCUUAGACUGAACACAACCAUCAGUCUAUCUAGCCUAGCAUUGCCCGUUCUACCUGGCAAAACCCAAGGCCACUUUUUAGCUGGAUUUGAACCUGGGAUCUUCAUGCGCAGAGCGCACUCUACAACUGUAGGCCCCACUCUACACAAUCUGCUUUGUUGACAGCUAGUAGACUGCUAUAAGAGCCUGAUGAUUGUUAUUAAAUUGGUUACAUGAAGGUACUUUUUUCCCUUUUAGGAGAAUUGCUCAGAAAGGAGUGAAGAAAGAUUCCAAGGAAGCCAAAACUGAGAAAUCUCAGGCACAGACUGUUCCAGAAAACUGAUGCAGCGCUUUGAAGCAUUGCUCAAAAUAAGCAGGGAUGCUAUGUUAUUUGCAGGAAUCUGGGAGGCUACACGGACCACUGAUGGAACAAAGAGGUUUUUUUAUAUUGGGGUGCAUUUUGCCUCUCUCUGUUAUGUUUUUUGGCAGAUUUUCUAAGCAAGCCCUUUCCUGCCGUUGUUUGGGGGGAGGGGGUCAGGCCAUCCUGUGCUGUGACAUUUUUUUGCCAGGCUUCAAGGAGGACAGCGCAAUGGCAGAAAUGGCUCAUCUUCCUUCACUGAUGAUAAACGUUCUUGCAUCCCUGAGUGCUGAGGGGGACUUCCCAUGUCAGUAAAGGAAGGCAGGAGUGCCAAAGGGGUGCCCUGCCACUUAUGCCUUCAGAUUGCUUUCUCUUGUACCCCAGUCUAGCAAAUAAAGCAGGGCUAGGGAGCCUGUGGAUCCCUCCAGAUGUUGGGUUUCCAACUCCUAUGUACUCCCAACAGCAUCCAGAAGACCACAGGUUCCCCAUUCCUGCUUGCUAUACAGUAUUAGGUUCUGUAACUGCUAUAAGGUGUAAGACAGUCGUUGCAAGCUUGAUGCUGCAAAUUUAUAACACACGGGAAAGUGAAUUUUAAAUCCACAGUACAAGACCUGUAGAUGGAAAUACCCAAGAGUGUUCCUCUUGCACUAAUUUACAUGCUUUACACAGGUUCACCGGCCAUAAAAUCUGUAAGUCUUCGCAAUAAACUGCCUCCAAAUGGUUUUGUUA